Trichobilharzia szidati is the source of this 3874-nucleotide messenger RNA. Lineage: Eukaryota; Metazoa; Platyhelminthes; Trematoda; Strigeidida; Schistosomatidae. The record is from the annotation of a GenBank genome assembly.
GUUCAAUAGGUGCGCUCGUCUUGAUUUCUCUACGCUACGCGUUCGCGUUUUUCGUGCGUUCAUGGAAUCCUUAAUCCCGGUCAUAAACAAAUUGCAAGAUGUUUUCAACACAGUGGGAACUGAAACAAUCCAACUACCACAAAUUGUUGUUCUGGGAACUCAGAGUUCAGGAAAGAGUUCAGUCCUCGAAAACUUGGUUGGUCGAGACUUUCUACCGAGAGGACCUGGAAUUGUGACUCGCAGACCACUUGUUUUACAACUUAUUCAUGUAGAUGAAUCAGACCAGGCUACACGUGUUGCUGAAGGUGAUGGUACUUCAACUGAAUGGGCCACAUUUCUACAUAAUAAGAAAAUAUUUCGGGAUUUCGAUGAAGUUCGUAAUGAAAUUAAGAGUGAAACUGAUCGAGUUGCUGGGUCUGGGAAGUCUGUCAGUGCAGAACCUAUCAACUUGAAGAUAUUUAGCCCACGUGUUCUCAACCUUACAUUGGUCGAUCUCCCAGGUAUUACCAAAGUUCCCGUUGGUGAUCAGCCGGAGGAUAUUGAAUCGCUAAUUAAUGAUUUAUGCCUUCCGUACAUAAAUAAUCCAAACAGUGUGAUUUUAGCAGUCACACCAGCCAAUGCAGAUAUGGCUACUAGCGAAGGUCUUAAACUAGCUAAAACUGUUGAUCCUGAUGGUCGUAGAACUUUAUGCAUUCUGACAAAGUUAGAUCUAAUGGAUCACGGGACAGAUGCACACGAUCUUUUAUUAGGACGUGUUGUUCCAGUCAAACUUGGUAUAAUCGGUGUUGUCAAUCGCUCUCAAGCUGACAUCAAAGCUGGUAAAACUAUCGACGAGGCAUUACAAGAUGAAGCCACUUUUCUUCAACGACGUUAUCCGUCUCUUGCUAGCAGAAAUGGAACUCCUUUCUUGGCCAGGACACUGAACAGACUUUUAAUGCAUCAUAUUAGAGACUGUUUACCUGACUUGAAAACGCGUGUAAAUGUUAUGGCUGCACAAUUCCAGAAUCUCUUAAAUACCUUCGGUGAUGAAAUCGAAGACCGAGGACAACUUCUGCUGCAAAUUAUUACAAAGUUUAAUACUGCCUAUUGUAAUACAAUUGAUGGUGUUGCAAAAGAUAUAGAAACAACUGAAUUAUGUGGUGGUGCUCGUAUUUGUUACAUAUUUCAUGAAACAUUCUAUCGUACACUAAGUAAAAUUGAUCCAUUGGGUGGUCUUUCUACUCUUGAUAUUUUAACGGCAAUAAGAAAUGCUACCGGUCCAAGACCUGCCUUAUUUGUUCCAGAAGUUUCUUUUGAACUGUUAGUAAAACGACAAAUUAGACGUCUUGAAGAACCGAGUUUACGAUGUGUUGAAUUGGUGCAUGAAGAGAUGCAGCGUAUUAUUCAACAUUGUGGUGCUCAACAAGAACUCCUACGAUUUCCCAAACUACAUGAACGUAUAGUCGAUGUGGUUACCUCUGUGCUACGUCAGCGGUUACAGCCAACUAAUCAAAUGGUUACUAAUUUAGUAUCUAUUGAAUUAGCUUAUAUUAACACUCGACAUCCAGAUUUUUCAGAUGCGCUUAGCACUCAUCGACAACAAGCUCCUGGAUUGGAUAAUUUGUCACUUCACGACCAAUCAAUCACACAAGGAUCAGCUAUUGGAUCAGCUCUGCGUAAUACAUCUGCUUCACAUAUUAAUCGUCGUCUAACUUCAUCGAUUACGCAUGAGGAAUCAAACAAUUCGUUUACUAUGAAUGGUCCUUCUCAAGAACAACAUUCAGAUAAUUCACAAAUUGGCCUAAGUCUAACACCAGAUAUUCAAACAGAAGUUCAACAGCACAAAUUAACUCCUAAUGAACGACACGAUUGCGAAGUGAUUGGUCGACUAAUUCGUUCCUAUUUCCUAAUUGUUCGUAAAAAUAUACAAGACACUGUUCCAAAGGCAAUAAUGCAUUUCCUGGUGAAUUUUGUUAAAGAUAAUUUGCAAUCAGAACUUGUUAGUAAGUUGUAUAAACAAGAUGAAUAUGAUGUACUGUUGCAAGAAAGUGAACGAGUUGCUCAACGUAGAAGAGAAGCUUCAGAAAUGCUAAAGGCUCUACAGAAGGCCAGUUUAAUCAUCGGUGAAAUACGUGAAACCCAUUUAUGGUGAUUAAUUCAUUGUGCUAUUAACUCCCUUUCUCUCUCUCUUCCUCUUAUCAGUAAAGUAGGUUGUUCCUUUUUAUAGUUAUGAUGAUGAGAUCGAUUCUCUGUCUUGUUGUAUUCGCAUACACCUUCACAUUGAAUGCCUGUGUAUGUAACCGUCUGUUUUUCGCCGUCAUUAUUCCAGCCAUCCUUUCUAAUCUCUCUUUGUGAAUGUACAUUCCUCUAUACUCUGAUUGUUUUUGCUCUUGUCUGUUCAUCGUCUAUGCACACACACACCAAUUUUAUAUAAUCCAUACUGUGUUAACGACUCUUACUUAACUGGCACUGUACUAGUAGUGGUGCUACUAUUAUGUUGUUAGUACCAAUACCAAGCAAUGGAAUUCAUUGAAAAAAAUUCAUUCAUCCCUCACAUAUAGACACAUUUUAGCAUAAUAAUAAUAAUAACAAUGGUGAUGAUGAUGGUGAUUAUAAAGGAUUGUACUUUGUCACCAAAAAAGUACGCUAUCUUUUUGUUUAAUUUGUAGUUGUUUUGUUUUUUCUUAUAUGUAGGAUGAUUUAAUGUAAAAUGACUAAGUGUGAGUAUGUUUAUUUCUGUUAUUGUGUUAGCUUUCUUUGUCAUUGUCAUUACCAUGUGUUAAUCAUUUCUUUUUCUCCUCUAGUCUAUAUAUACAGAAAUAUCAAUUUCUUCGUAUUCUAAGUAAUCUAUUUAUUUGUUUGUAUGUAAGUGUGUGCUUGUGGUGUUUACUUACAUCAUACUUCAAAUGGUGUGUAGUCAUUGGAAAAUGUGUUAUUUUGUCGUGAUUACAUCUCUUCUACUACAAUUACCAGCACUACUGCAAGUGUUACUACAGAAGCAAUUCAAUUUUCUAGCAAUGUUGAAAUGUACCUGCGUAUCUACCUAACUACCGACCGAUCGACCCCCGAAACCAUCUACCUUUUUCUCUCUAUAGCACUCAAUUCAUCUCAUCAUUAUGUAAAACAUUAGGAAUGAUUCAUCUUUGUUUUCUUCUAGUUAAUCUAUUGCAAACAUUUGGGUUUUUUGUCCUGUUUACUUAUUUUUUUUAGAAAAUCUUAUAUCUUGUAGAAUGAGAGUGGCGAUCGUCAAAGUGUCAUUUUUUCUCCUUCUCUAGAAGAAAAUCAUAUUAUUUUUGGUAUGCAAUUGUCGGAUAUAUGUGUGUGUUAUUGAUUUCUUUUAUUCCUCUCCAUGGUCUUCUUGAUCUCUGUCAUUAAUUAUCAAUUAGUUAUGUAUUUGUGUGUGUAUUAACAAAAUGUAUCUAUCCUUCAUUUAUUUAUUUAUUCAUCUGUCUGUUUGACAUUCAGUUCGCCUUCUCUCUCUCUCUUUUUUGUCUAUUAAAUUAUUUAGACUGUGAUUAGCCAUACUAACUGAAUGAUGUUUUGCUUUAUUUAUUUAUGUAUGGUUGUAUGUAUGUAUGUAUUGUGUCUUUAUUCAUCAGUCAUCCUACUCGGAAUGAAUUAAAUAUAAAUACAUUUGUGGAAAGUAACUGUAAUAAGGCCAAGUGUCAAAUGGGUUAGGUUUUAAUAUCACUGUUGUAAGGGUAUCCUGCAUUGUGUAUGUGAUACAAUCGACUGGUUCAUUAUUGAAUUCAAUAUUAUACACUAUUAAUAUUAUUACUAUUAUUAUUACUCCUUUAAGUUUCGAGUGGAAUGUCAGGCUUCAACAGUACAUCUGCAUUUCAUCGCGUUUUCUGUAGAUGUCUUUUGCUGGCGGCUUUUCGUUACACAAUCUCCU